This is a messenger RNA of Brienomyrus brachyistius, 1486 nucleotides long. Its product is annotated as proteinase-activated receptor 3-like. The coding region runs from base 187 to 1092 and encodes 301 amino acids. NCBI's taxonomy places the organism in Eukaryota, Metazoa, Chordata, Actinopteri, Osteoglossiformes, Mormyridae. Gene Ontology annotation, cellular component: membrane. Gene Ontology annotation, molecular function: G protein-coupled receptor activity. The record is from RefSeq and is a predicted model, not a curated record. The transcript is spliced from 2 exons. Gene Ontology annotation, biological process: phospholipase C-activating G protein-coupled receptor signaling pathway; positive regulation of Rho protein signal transduction.
CUUACAAACGAAGGCUGACAGACUGACUGUGACAUCCGUGCACCGCCAUCGUGCUCACGGGUAAGACCGGUCUGAUUUCACCAGAGAGCUGGCCUCCAUCUGUGUACUGGAAUCAUACCACAAGACUAUCUGUUUCUAACCUUACCUGAGGAACUAUCCAAGGAAGCUUCCUCACAGCUGGUCAGGAUGGAAAUUCACUACAUCAACAGCUCUGUUAUAUUUAUAAGUAAAUGGUUCAAUGCCUCAGGUCGGGAAUUGACCUUAUUUGAGCAGUGUGAACACAUGCCCUCCAUGAUCUUUUUUUAUUUGAGCCUGCAGUAUGUUAACAUGUUCUUGGGAAUCCCAGCCAACUUGAUGGUUUUGUGGCUUCUGCACAAAAACAAAGCAGACUCCUCCACCUCAGACAUCUUUAUUUGGCACCUGGCUGUCCUGGACACCCUCUUCUGCCUCCUCCCGCCGCUGGAAUUGGCCAAUAUCAUGUACCUGACGAGCAGCAGCCUCCGGUACGUGCUACGCUUCUUCUACGGCAUCAAAGAUUCAUCCUCGCUCUUCCUCUCCUGCAUCUGCUUGGACCGCUACAUGGCAGUGGUCCACCCCAUUACCUUUGCGGCGCUGAAGGACCGCCGGCACCGGUCAGUUUGCGCCGCGGUUGUGUGGGUCUUCACACUGGCGUAUGCGGCAGUCAAGUGUGUGGGAACCAUCGUAAAAUUCGAGAAGGCCUUCACUGUCAUGAUCCUGGGCACAUUCGCUAUUAUGCUUUUCUGUAAUCUGUCCAUUCUCUUCACCCUCCGACACUCCGGACCAGUUCGAGACGUGAUGCACCCAGUCAAGAAGAAAGCCUUCAAGAUGGUCCUCAUCAUCCUGACCAUCAUCAUUUUCAACUACUUGCCUCCUGUGGCACUCUUUCCAUUUGAGGAGUACUUCUCUCACAAUGUCUUCCAGUGUUACAUCAACUACGUCACCUUUGGAUUCAUGGAUAUCAGCAGCACCAUCCAGCCCAUGCUGUACCUGUCAAAGGAGAAGCUGUCUUGCUCACCCAGGUGCUGCUGUAAAAGGUGCUUUGACCAGGAGAUGCAUGAAGUCUCAACAUAAAACAGCAGAGGUUUUUGGUUUAUGUCUAGCUUAAGUUUUUUCCAUAAGUACUGUUUUUUUGUUACAAACUUAAAUGUUAACAUGUAGCUACAUAAAACCUCACAAAUUUGCAUCUUCAUUAUGAUAGAUACAUAAAUAAUCCCUGUCAUCCUCUCAAGGUGCAAAAGACAAUACUUGAUGUAAAAGAAAAACUCUACGUUUGACAGGUUCAUUUUGGAAUUCCGGGUCUCUGUGUUCUUCAUAAACAAACAACUUUCAUUACUUGUCUACUCUUUUAAGAACAGGUAACAUUAAAUAAAUUGUAUUUAUUACUUUAUUAUUAUUUUUAAUGUUUUUCUGUUGCACUUACUGGUAUUUGAAUAGUCUUAUGUUUUUACUUUGUUAAUAGUUAUAU